AUGACAAAAAAGAUCGCGAUCGUUGGUGCUACUGGGGAAACGGGAGGGUCAAUUGUUGAUGGCCUCCUCGGGUCCGAAACCCAAUAUGAAAUUACAGCUUUGGUGCGACCAAGCUCAGUUGAAAAGCCAGCAACUAUCAGCUUGAAAGAAAGGGGCAUUAAGAUUGUGCCAAUUGAUCUUGGUGGAAACCAUGCCGAGCUGGUCGCCGUGCUCACUGGGAUUGACACUGUCAUAUCGGCCAUUCACUUUCAAUCACUUCAUAAUGAGAUCCCACUGUCCAAUGCAGCCAAACAAGCUGGCGUUGAGCGAUAUGUGCCAUGCUUCUUCGCCACCAUUGCCCCUCGUGGUAUAAUGGAUGCCCGCGAUAGAAAGGAGGCAAUCCUCGAUCAUAUCCAGAGGAUCUAUCUUCCCUACACCGUGAUUGAUGUAGGUUGGUGGUACCAGAUUACUCUGCCCCGAGUUCCGUCGGGUAAGCUGGACGAAUCUCUCGUAUUCCCCAACAACAACAUCAUCGCUGGCGGUGAGAUCCCUUCCGCGCUCACAGAUGUUCGUGAUAUUGGAAUAUACGUCGCAGCCAUUGUGGGCGACCCAAGAACUAUCAAUAAAAGAGUAAUGGCCUACACAGAGACCAAGACGCAGAACGAAGUCCACAAAUUGGUAGAGAAGGUGAUUGGCGAGAAGCCAGAGUCUACUGCUUUGUCAAAGGAACAGCUUGAAGAGAUGUUAGCACCAUUCAAGGGAUCCACGGAACAAAACCAGAUGCGUAGUAUCUACGAGUACUGGAUGUCUUGGGGCAUACGAGGCGACAACACGCCAGAGAAUGCCGUUUACCUUGGGUAUCUUCUUGCAAAAGACCUGUUUCCCUCUCUACGAGGUAGAAGUCUGGAGGAUUUCAUUAAGGAUGCUCUUGAAGGGAAAGUCAAGAAGGUAUACCAACAGUAA
This is a messenger RNA of Fusarium fujikuroi IMI 58289, 942 nucleotides long. Its product is annotated as A622-like isoflavone reductase. Bases 1 to 942 code for a protein of 313 amino acids. NCBI's taxonomy places the organism in Eukaryota, Fungi, Ascomycota, Sordariomycetes, Hypocreales, Nectriaceae. The record is from RefSeq and is a predicted model, not a curated record. The transcript is spliced from 4 exons.